CGGGAAAAGCGGAGGAGUGGCCGAGUGCUGGCUGGCCCAGGAACUGUCCUGCUUGGCUGGGUGCGUUUCCCGCCGGGCCCGUGAUGCCGCGGACCGCCCCGGACUCCGGAGACUGGAGGACGGCUCUGCGAGUCGGUUAGCAUGUCGAGUUUCUCUAGGGCGCCCCAGCAAUGGGCCACUUUUGCUCGAGUUUGGUAUCUCUUAGAUGGGAAAAUGCAGCCCCCUGGCAAACUUGCUGCUGUGGCAUCAAUUAAACUUCAAGGAUUGCAUAAACCUGUGUAUCAUCAACUGAGUGACUGUGGUGAUCAUGUUGUCAUAAUGAACACAAGGCACAUAGCAUUUUCUGGAAACAAAUGGGAACAAAAAGUAUACUCCUCACAUACUGGCUACCCAGGUGGAUUCACACAAGUAACAGCUGCACAACUUCACCGAAAGGAUCCAGUGGCAAUUGUAAAACUAGCUACUUAUGGCAUGCUCCCAAAAAACCUUCACAGGAGGACCAUGAUGGAGAGGCUGCAUCUUUUCCCAGAUGAGGAUAUACCAGAAGAUAUUCUUAAGAAUUUAGUGGAAGAGCUUCCACAACCACGAAAAGUACCCAAACGUCUAGAUGAGUACACACAAGAAGAAAUAGAGGCUUUCCCAAGAUUGUGGACUCCACCUGAAGAUUACCGCCUGUAAAGAAAUGAAAAUUGCAGAAAAUCACAACGAGCCAGAUCUCGACACUGCUCCCCUGCCUGUGCCCCCAUCUUUUUUUCUAUGCUGCAGUCGACUGAUUUGUUUUCCUACCUUCUCCUGGAAAACGGGGUUCGUCCCACCCUCAGCCAAGAACAACAUUCAAUGUCCAGGUCUUUCCUGGCUGAAAAUCCCACCAUGGAACAGGUAGCAAGUUCUGAGUGUGCGAAGCCAGAAGCCCCAGGAGGGAUCCUGCUGCCAAUCUCUACAAUGCCCCGUUUGAAUUGGAUAGAACCCUAUUUCAGAAGGUCCGAUCCUUCCAAGACAGACAUUAAGGCUCCAGUUCAACUUAAACACAGACUCUUACAGAGAAAUGGUAAUUCUCUCUCUCUCUCUGCCCAAAAAUCUAAAGUAAGAGUUGAGUACUUUUGCAGCAUCACUACUGCUCAGGGCUUCGCCUUCAAAGAAUGCAAACCUGAGCUCCGCUACUGGUAAAACAGAGGCAGUCUCUGCCCCUGAGGGCCAGCUUUCUUGAGGUGGGCUGCCAGGAAGCCUGAGGAUCCAUUUUCCACGUGGAGACAGCACACAGCACCUCUGAAGGACACACAUGUCUGUGUCACUUCCAUUUGGUCCAUUAGAAGCUCUUUGAUUUCAAACCAAUCUUCAUUUCAAGGCUGAACUUCGAGCUCAGCCCUCCCUUUUUAAUUCCAACGUUAAUACCUAUGAAAGGCUUGCAAACAGUGGCGGCUAGAAGACCCUGUGUUGCUAGUGGAACACCUGUGCCUUUGUAGGUCGCUGUGGGGCUCCAGCUUGUCCACUUGUAUUAAAUCAUUCAGAAUCGACCCUGAGAUGACAAUGCCACCUGGCAUCUUCGUUAGCCAUCACAGAACUAAAAAGGGCCUUGAGGUUUAGAGAAAAUUCUGAAUAUAAAGCAUCUGCCCUUGACUUUUUUUGGCAGAGUCACAAAGCCCAAAUCAAAUAUUUUUAUAACUUCUUAGAAAAGUGAUUUUAUUAUUAUGCACUGUUACUGCGCACGGUGUGUGUGCAGAGCAGAAAGUCUUGGAGAAAUGUGAAUGUGUAUGUGCUUCAGAAAAUUUGAUCUGGAAGCCUAAACCUUCGAAGCAGUGGUUAGUAGCCAACUCUCCAGUCUGUAUUAACCAGGGAUCAAUCAGGCAACCAAUAUUUACAUUCCAGAAACUAGUCUAAGUGCUUGAGAUACAAAUGUGAAUAACAGCUGUAUCCUGCGAUCAUGGUGUUCUGUUCCUGGUACAGAUUUCCUAACACGCUUGAAAUUUUCUAAAUGAUGAGAGUGUCUUUUGUUAUGUUAAUGAGGUGACUUUUGGAAAGCAGCUGAAGAUGGGGGCUGGUUGUCAGGGGGCCAAUCAUGUGAUUAGAGAGAGAGUUGGAACUUUUAGUCUCACCCCAUGACCUCUAGGGAGGAGAGAGAGCUGGAAGCUGAAUCAAUCUUCAAUGGCCAAUAAUGUAAUCAAUGGUGCCUAUGUAAAGAAGGCUUCAUAAAAACAGAAAGAUGCGGUUCAGAGAGCCUUGAGUUGGCUGAAGUUCAGUUGACUAGGGCUGGGAUUUGCUGGGCUUUGCUGGGCUUGCCUCCCAGCCUCAGCGUAGGUGCAGGUCUAUUUCACGGGUUUCUGGCUGCCACCUGAGGCAGGUUUUCUCAGUGAAAGGCAGAAACAGGAGAGUAAGUUUAACUAUGCAAGCAAAUUUCAAACCUAUCAUUGUAUUAUGUGCCCUAACAUCCCCCAGGUCGACGUAAAUCAAAGUCAAGGGCUUAGAAGAUAAUCUGCUGCCAUGAAGGUGAUGAUCGAGGGUGGAGAGGAAUGGGUAUUUUUGUGAUUUCCCCAUCACCUGGCUUAAACUCCACACACCUCCCUGAGGCCUAUAGGACCUGCCUAUAAAUUUUUGAAAUGCCACCUCUCCACUCUUGUCUCCAUCCACUCCUGUUGUUGGACUUCACAUCCCAGUCCCUCUUGAACAUUGCUAAUGCCCAAACAAUCAUGCCCUCAUGCCUUGUCAUGUAAUAACUCUCCAAUUAUUCUCUCCUGGCCCUAUUUCCACCAUGUCUGAUACAUCUCAGUUCUUUCUAGGCAUUUGUAGAUAUUUCUUCCCUGAUAUCUCAGUUCCCUGUACAUAAUAUAAUACAUUAUAAGCACUUCCUUAUUGUGCUAUAAUUGCUUAUCUCUUCAUUGAUGAGUUGAGCUCAUUGAGGACUAAGAAUGUGUCUUUUCUUUUGUGUAUCCCUAGCACCUAGCACAGUGUCUGGCUCUUGUAAACCUCUAAAAGAGUGCCUGGCACAUAGUAGAUUUAUAGUCUAUAAUAACUGUUGUAUGAGUGACAGCAGCUAUAUUUCCUAUGUAAUACUAAUAUAUAUUUCUGGGCUCUUAAUAAAAGUUGAUUUCUUUAUUAUCUAACAUUAUAAUACAAAUGUUCCUGAUUAGUCACGGACCUCCAUGACUAAUUUUGGUACCCAAACACCUUCCAUCUCCUCGUGACUCCACCCUCCUGUGAGACCUUGGAGUCUCUGCAUUCAGGCGGCAAAUGAGAAAGAAGCAGGUGGACAAGACACACAUACUUCUUCAUUCUCUUGACUUGUAAUUUGGAAACAUAUUCCAUUGGUUGAGAACAUGUCUCCUAGCCCAUACUAAGGGAGUCUGGGCAAUAAGCAGCUAAUUUGUAUUCAAGAAGAGAAUAUGGUUCUGGCUGAAGGUAGCUAGUUUCUGACACAGCAGCCAAUAUGAAAUUAUCUGAGACCUCGAUAGGAGUAUUUUUUUGGUGAUACCAGAGUUAGAAAGAUGAGAAAUCCAGACUUUAACCAAUUAAGGAAAGAAUGGACAGCCAACAACUCCAAACUGAUAUAGGUCCCUGCGGAGUAACAAAGCAGGUGAUUGCUUCCAAACACACCUGAUGUUUCUGCAGUCAGUGGCUGCUUUGAUAGGCAUGAAAAAAAAGUAAAUGUUAAGGUUUAGAAAUACAGUCCAAGCCACAAUCUUUCUGGUAACCAUCAAUGUCAUUGUUCAGACAUCUAGGAAUAUGACAGCAGAAACCAUCACCCUCUUUCCACACUGCCAAGCUGCUGGGUCCGUGGGCUGCUGGGUAAAUGGUCACUGUUCACUCCCAUCCUUGAAAGUUAUUUUUAGCCAUGCAGGUAUAGAUCCAAUUCCUUCAGAAACCCCCCAGAUAGGGACUGCUAGUAUUUGAGGAGAAGAAAUACUUCCCCAAAGCUAUAGAAUGUGGACAGACGGUUACGGCUCCUGCACAGUCAGCUUUUGCGUUGCACCCAGGUGUCUAGCUUUUCUGUUGUUCAGAAUCUCCAGCCUGGUUUGAUAAAACAUGCUCACACUAGAGUGGAAUCAGAUAUAGAACCUGCUGGCGACACUCCAAGAACAUGAGCAGGCGGCCAGUGACAAGAGAGAUUUUGUUAGCAGGGCCUCCUGUGGUGUCCAAAUCUGAUAACUGAAAUGUUUAUAAAAAGAACUCUUUGUAAAGAGUUUCAACCCUUUCAGCCUCUAAUUUUCCAGUGCACAGGCACAAUACAGACACAUACAUGAGAAAGGACAAGUAAAGUGAAAACACAUGAAUUUUCUAAUAACCCAAUUCUCUUCAAUACAUCAGCUCAAUAACUGAGCUCAUUCACAUACUAAUGAUUUCUCCUGGUGAAAGUCGAACUGAUGAACACUUUUGUGACAUGAUUUUUAGGACAUAACAGGGAUAGAGUUUUAGCAGGAUUCAAUGAAUUUGAGCCACAUGAAAGGACAGUAAAAAAUAAAAAUGUCUUCAGUAAUUAAAUGUCUCUAUUUUGGCUCACUCAGUUAGUUUUGCUUUGUUACCAUACAAGAUUCAUUUUAGAUCUGAAAAGAAAAAGAUAGUUUUACUUAUCUGGGCUUUGUCAUAAAACAUCUUUUAAUUUAGGUUAAUAAAGUUGAAUUUCACAA
Molecule: messenger RNA, 4619 nt
Organism: Myotis daubentonii (Daubenton's bat)
Lineage: Eukaryota; Metazoa; Chordata; Mammalia; Chiroptera; Vespertilionidae
Gene: MRPL13
Product: mitochondrial ribosomal protein L13
Biological process (GO): translation; negative regulation of translation
Cellular component (GO): ribosome; mitochondrial large ribosomal subunit
Molecular function (GO): mRNA binding; structural constituent of ribosome
Source: RefSeq, a predicted model, not a curated record